This is a messenger RNA of Aureobasidium subglaciale EXF-2481, 458 nucleotides long. RefSeq lists its product as uncharacterized. The record is from RefSeq and is a predicted model, not a curated record. NCBI's taxonomy places the organism in Eukaryota, Fungi, Ascomycota, Dothideomycetes, Dothideales, Saccotheciaceae. The transcript has a single exon. The coding region runs from base 148 to 381 and encodes 77 amino acids.
UUUACCUCAUGAAGGGUUGUGGCUCAGAGGUUGCAAUUUGUGUCGCCUUGAGCAUGCUAUUGUCAGUCUCCUUGAUUUUGCCGCUUCCCAUCGUAAACUAACCUUUGAGGGAAUAGCAUCUUCCCCGGCGUCUGGUAUGCCGUCCACAUGGCCGUACAUCGUCCCAAGAACAUCCAGAGCAAAGUGAUUCUCGACAACUCCGGCACAGCAUCCAAUGUUCAGACAACCCCUCGAAGAACCAGCACCCUGCCUCCAGUCGUCCAAACCAUCCAAGCUCAACCCGCCGUCGUACCUACAGAGCAAGUGGUCGUUGUCACCAAGGGACCCGAGCCAGCAUCAGCCACUUCAUCCCCUACCGCACCAAUCACCCCUCUGCAUUGAGCAUUGAGCAUUGAGCAUUGGACCCGAGCUUGAGAGAUGAAAAGACGAUUGAUGAUAGCACGGCCUAGCAAGAGAUA